This is a messenger RNA of Parnassius mnemosyne (clouded apollo), 483 nucleotides long. NCBI's taxonomy places the organism in Eukaryota, Metazoa, Arthropoda, Insecta, Lepidoptera, Papilionidae. The record is from the annotation of a GenBank genome assembly.
AUGAAAAAUUUAAACACAUGGAUGGUACUCAAUAUCUAUGAUAAAGUCCAAUAUCAAUUGUUAAAAGAACAUUUCUUUAAUUUAAAUAUACAACAUACAGUUUCAAACAAAAUUCAGACCCGCAAAGUAACUCAAAAAAAAUUAAUAACAAUACCAUCCAAAAAUAAAUAUGGUGAGCGCACCAGCGUAUACAUGAUACGCUUAAUAAAUGAUCUGGAUUAUAAAUUUAGAAGUGAACUUAAUGAAUUUAACAUAAAACAUUUAAGUAGACCUAUAUAUUUAAAUCUCUUUGAUCUUGCUGUACAGAUUGUUUUUGUCUUGUGCUUCAUCGCGUUGGCUGCGGCCAACCCCCAAUUACUUACAUGGCCAGGAAUUGUGGCACCCGUUGCUCCCAGGACUGUCGUCGCUGGCCCAACUGUUGUGAAUGGUCUUCAUGGUAACCGCUUCGUAUAUCCUGGGUCCAUCACCACUGGAUUUAUAUAG